UUUAAACCUUUCUUUUUUCUGUUCGCAAAGUUCAAGUUACAGUGUUGAGCUAAAGCCCCACUCCAUUAGGGCUACAGAGACGACUCCAUAGUUUCAUAGCUAGGGAGAGUUUCUUACUUUCUUAGUCUUAGUUUAGCAAUGGUAGCUGGGAAAGUGAGAGUAACGAUGGGGCUACAGAAGUCCCCAUCCCCAGCGCGUAGUACUAAGCCAGAGCCACAGCCGCCGCCACCGAAGCCGCCGUCGCCGUCUGUAAGCUCGGGGAAGUCGUCGCAGAAGGCGGUGUUCUCCCGCUCCUUCGGCGUCUACUUCCCGCGCUCCUCCGCGCAGGUCCAGCCGAAGCCGCCGGACGUGGCGGAGCUGCUCCGGCUGGUGGAGGAGCUCCGGGAGCGGGAGUCGAGGCUCAAGACGGAGCUGCUAGAGCACAAGCUGCUGAAGGAGUCGGUGGCGAUUGUUCCGGUGCUGGAGAACGAGAUCUUCAACAAAGACGAGGAGAUUGCGAGGGUUUCUAGAACGGUCGAGGCGUUGGAGAUGGAUAAUAUGAAGCUGAGGAGCGAGGCGGAGGCGUUCAGGGCUUCGCUGGAGGAGAGCGAGAGAAAGGUGGAGGUAAUGGAGGCGAAAAUGAAGGCGAUUGAGACGGAGAUUUCGGAGAUGAAGAAAACGGCGUCGGAUCGGAUGAUAGAGAGCGACGAGUUGAUGCUGUCGUCAUCGCAGAGAUUUCAGGGGCUGAUGGAGGUUUCUGUUAGGUCGAAUCUUAUUAAGAAUUUGAAGAAGGGAGUGAAAUGUACUGAGAGUCAGCUAAAGCUGGAACGCUCCGAUUCGAAGAGAGGGGAGGUCGAGAUUGAAAUCCCUAGAUCACACUCCAGGUCUAACUCGGAGGAUUUCGCCGAGUCGACUCUGUCCACUACUCUCAGAUCUCGCAUCCCUAGGGUUCCGAAACCUCCACCGAGACCGUCGUCGUCGUCGUCAACCUCCGGUUCAUCAACAGGAGAGCAAGCCAUUCCACCCCCGCCACCGCCGCCGCCGAGUCAGGCGAAAGCAGCACCUCUACCUCCGCCACCGCCGUCGCGUUCGGCGCCUCCUCCUCCUCCGCCGCCGCCGAAGGGGAGGAGGACGGUGACGGAGAAAGUGAGGCGAGUGCCGGAGGUCGUGGAGUUUUAUCACUCGCUGAUGAGGAGGGACUCGAGGAGAGACUCCGGUAAUGGAGGUUCCGACGCACCGGCAACGGCUAAUGCCCGUGAUAUGAUCGGAGAGAUUGAGAACCGGUCUGCUCACUUGCUCGCUAUCAAAACCGAUGUAGAAACGCAGGGAGAUUUCAUAAGGUUUUUGAUCAAAGAAGUCGAGAAUGCCGCGUUUACAGACAUUAACGAUGUGGUGCCUUUCGUCAAAUGGCUGGAUGAUGAGCUCUCUUAUUUGGUGGAUGAAAGAGCUGUGCUUAAGCAUUUUGAUUGGCCGGAGCAGAAGGCCGAUGCUCUACGUGAGGCAGCAUUCGGCUAUUGCGAUCUCAAGAAGCUCCAAACAGAGGCUUCUUCGUUCCCUGAUCAUUCGCGCCAGCCCUGCGGUCCAACCCUUAAGAAGAUGCAGGCUUUGCUUGAAAAAUUGGAGCAUGGUGUUUACAACCUUUCGAGGAUGAGAGAAUCCGCAACGAAGAGAUACAAAGUAUACCAGAUUCCUACUAAUUGGAUGCUGGAUACUGAGUUCGUAAGCCAGAUCAAGCUGGCAUCUGUAAAAUUGGCGAUGAAGUAUAUGAAGAGAGUCUCUGCGGAGCUUGAAAUAGUAGGUGGCGGUGGCCCUGAAGAAGAAGAGCUGAUAGUUCAAGGGGUUCGCUUUGCCUUCCGUGUGCAUCAGUUUGCUGGUGGAUUCGAUGCCGAAACAAUGAGAGCGUUUCAGGUAUUGAGAGAUAAAGUGAGAUCAUGCCAUGUACAAUGCCAAAACCAGCAACAGCAGAAAUUUGUAUGCAAGUCGACGACACCAUGCUAAUCUCUGUAGCACCCUCAGCUUCAGAAAUUGCUCUGAGUUUUUGUUGUAAAGAUAGAACAUCCUGUUUGUGAAUACAACGGCAGCGGCCAUGCCAUAAUGCAUUCAUAUUUAUUCA
This is a messenger RNA of Argentina anserina (silverweed cinquefoil), 2092 nucleotides long. Its product is annotated as protein CHUP1, chloroplastic. Gene Ontology annotation, cellular component: chloroplast outer membrane. The transcript has 6 exons. Bases 139 to 1977 code for a protein of 612 amino acids. The record is from RefSeq and is a predicted model, not a curated record. Lineage: Eukaryota; Viridiplantae; Streptophyta; Magnoliopsida; Rosales; Rosaceae. Gene Ontology annotation, biological process: chloroplast organization.